AACGACGACGACGACGACGACGAGCGCGACGAGGAGUGGCCGAGAAGAAGAAGAGCAAAUUGGUGCUCCUGGUAGCAGGAGCCCAUGAGCACCAUGGAGGAGAAAUUGCGCGGCGUGACGAAGCGCGCCAGCAGACACGGACCACGUGGAACGGGGCCAGUCGUUUCUGAUUGGUCUGCUAGCUCUGGGUCCGCUGGUGGUGGUAGGGGCCCAGCCCCAGCUACUCCCUCUACCUCGCAAGCUGGCAGUUCCACGUUCAACAGGGCCCAAGAGACGACCGGUGUGACCAAGCGGCAGUCCUCGCGCGGCAGCAUCGACUCCACUGACCAACAGGCCCCACCCGAACACGGCGAGCUCCUUUUCAAGGUGAUGCUACUUGGCGAUAGUGGCGUCGGGAAAACCUGCCUUCUGACACGAUUCAGAGACGGCAGAUUCCUAUCUGGCAACUAUAUAACCACCGUCGGCAUUGAUUUUAGGAAUAAGGUGGUCGUCGUCGACGAUACGUCAAUCAAGCUUCAAAUAUGGGACACAGCCGGACAAGAGAGAUUUCGAAGCGUCACGCACGCUUAUUACAGAGACGCCCAUGCUCUUUUGUUGCUGUACGACGUGACGAACAAGACGAGUUACGACAACAUCAGAGCGUGGCUAAGCGAAAUCCGGGAACACGCGAACGAGGACGUGGUCAUCAUGCUGUUGGGCAACAAGUCCGACUGUGGAACGGAACGAGUAGUAAAAAGAGAAGACGGCGAACGAUUAGCGCAAGAAUACAAAGUCCCGUUUAUGGAAACCUCAGCUAAAACCGGCCUGAACGUUGAAUUGGCCUUCUUGGCCGUUGCUAGGGACUUGAAGGCGAAAAAAAGCAACGACCCGGACGACACGAAGUUCAACGUGCAGGACUACGUUCGUCAGCAAUCGCAACGAAACUCCUGCUUCAAUUCCAACUGCCUGACAACCUGAAUUGCGCGAUAACUCUGCGCGCAUACUUCCCUGCGAUAGAUGGAGAAGAAUGGUGGAACAUGGACCGGAACUGGUUGGCCAUAAAUAUGGCGCGAAAUUGUCGUGGGCGUUCAAGAAUUCGUUCCCCCUGUGAUUCAGAAUCGAUAAUCAUCGAAACGUUACCUCGUUGCGGGUAUCACUCGUGAAAACAAAAGACGCGAAUUUUCGUAGCUUUGCGAAGCUCGUUCGCGCGUCAAACGAGAUCGGAACGAGAUCGAAAGAAACGUACCAACCGAAUUGAAGAAAAUGUAAUUUUUCAUUUUUCACUAGAAA
Messenger RNA from Heterotrigona itama, 1269 nucleotides. Lineage: Eukaryota; Metazoa; Arthropoda; Insecta; Hymenoptera; Apidae. The record is from the annotation of a GenBank genome assembly.